GUGUCAUGUCAACCACUUCCGGGUUGCUCUUCACGGUACGGCACUCAUGACUUUGAGUGCGGUACGUCGUUGUAACAACCGAUUAAAGAGGUAACACUUCUGCCUGGAGUUUGAGAAAUGGGAAGAUGCUAAUUAUUCGUUGAUGGAAGUUGCCGUGGAAUAGAAGAAGAAUUAUGUGGCGGGUGAAAGGGCUCGCAUGGAGAGUGCUGCAUCGAUACCACACCAGCACCCCAUUGCGUCUCCCCCAGAAUCACCAUGUGGAAGAUGAGGUCAUCAACACCUCCACUGUUCUCUCCACCUCUAUAAACACCUCUGACAGCAGCUCCCAUAAACAAGAGGAUGGCGAGAGGAAGAAGAAACAGCGGGCCUUUAAAUUCAAUUCCACCAAGCUGCCUCGUUACACCGCUCUCGAUGCUGUCGGAUGGGGUGCGACGGCAGUGCUGUUCAUGCAGAUCUGCCGGAGGAUCCACUCCAGCUUCUCUUCAUGUACUGAGCCAAGUCCAACUUCUGGAGUGUGGAGGACACCACACACUUUGCAGAAAUGUGGUUACCGCCUCCUGCUGGACACUUUUUCAAGGAAUGAAGUGGUCCUACAAAGAAAGAGUGUGUUGUGUCUGCACAAUCAGUCCUUGGAUCAGAGCAGUAGCAGCAACAGUGUUGGACGUGAUGCUGUGGCAAACAGUUCCAGUGAGCAGAGCUGCCUGACUUCUAACGCCACCAGCUCAAGCCAUCAGGAUGUGUUGGGCCAUGAUUCGCCUUUACAAGGUGAUGCCUACUUGUCUGCCUCCUGCCCGCAGGAGAAUGUUUUCAAGAAAGAGAGCACAGAGAUGACUGAUGAUGUUCAUGACAAGUCAAUGUUUGAAGGCGCAGACGAGAAAUUGGCAGAAGCAGCACAGAACCUCGAAAAAGUGGCAGACAGCAGCGUCCCAAUAAUCCUAAACAUUAUUGGCCUUCAAAGAGUCAAAAGUGGAAACGACGAGGAAGCUUUCAUGUGUUUCUUGGCGGCAGCUCAACAGGGCUACAGCAAGGCUCUGUUUAACACUGGCGUCUGUUACGAGAAGGGGAGAGGAGUUCGCAAGGACAAGGAGAAGGCAUCCCAUUACUAUUGGCGGGCAGCAGCGGCGGGUCACAAACAGGCACAGUACCGAUGCGCAAAGCUGUUCCUGACCAGGAGCGGGAACCAGAGUGAAGAAAAGAUGAACACAGCCAUCAGCCUCCUAGAGAAGGCUGCUGCAGCAGGUCUGACAAAGGCUCAGUCAUGCCUAGCGUCUGUGUACUCCUGGGAGCCAGUGAGAGAUGCCAGCAAGUCAGUGCAUUAUCUGCAGAUGGCAGCCGAGAGCAAUGAUAAUACUGCUCUGCUCCUUUUGGGCCAGUGCUAUGAAAGCGGCUUUGGGGUCCCUCAAAGCCUGAGAAAAGCAAUUGAAUUGUACAAACGAGCGGCUCAAGCAGGCAACAAGCAGGCUCAGCUUUCACUGGCAUCUCCCAUUGAAACGGAUGUGUUGCGCUCCAUCCGUUCUUUGCCAUGCUUUUCUGUGUUCGACCGCGAUCUUCGGCCACCGAUGUCCUCUCUGGCCGACGACGUGCGUGUUGACACUAGCCCUUCUGGCACCCUUCCCUUCCUGCCUUUCUGCUGGAGCACCGGGAGCAUAGAUAUGACCCCAAUGCUCUCUUCUCCCGCUCUUCACCUUCCUCCACAGAAUUUGGAGGGAAAAUCCUGCCAGUGGAUGGUAGGGGUUGGCUAACUGCCAAGUGCAGCACAAAAAUAUAUGAUCUGUUCUGAUAUAUUAUGGUUUUAUUAUGGUUGCACACGUGCAUGCUGUAGUUUGAAAUGCAAACUAGGGUUAUCCGAUUGCAAUAUUGGUAUUGGCUAUCAGUCCGCUAUCAGCCCACAAAACAAUUCAGGAUGAUAUUGGGCUACAUCCAAAAUCUCCGAUACAACCACUUGUAAACAAUAUACACUGGAGCCUAUCACAGCAGUCUAUCAGUCUGUAAGUUGUACAUAACACAUAUGAUGGGUGCUCAACAAAUGCACGUGUGCAUUUUCACUAGUGUUACAUGUAUACAUGCAGGAUGGUGAAAAUCAGUGUGUGUAGUAUUCAGUGUUGUACCUGAACGCCUUCAAUAAACGAAAGUUCAUAAA
Syngnathus typhle (broad-nosed pipefish) is the source of this 2140-nucleotide messenger RNA. RefSeq names its product DAP3 binding cell death enhancer 1 (gene dele1). The transcript is spliced from 12 exons. NCBI's taxonomy places the organism in Eukaryota, Metazoa, Chordata, Actinopteri, Syngnathiformes, Syngnathidae. Bases 174 to 1742 code for a protein of 522 amino acids. Gene Ontology annotation, molecular function: protein binding. The record is from RefSeq and is a predicted model, not a curated record.